AAUGCUGAGAGUGCAGCAGGUUUUGGUCAGGGACAGUUUUAUGGAACUGAUAAGAGCUCUGGUGGUCUUUAAAACAUGGGCGUGCAAGUGGACCAGCGAGAGACAAGGUACUGAAACCACAGCCUCUUUUGAAGCCAUGGCCUCCUCUUCUUCAUCCCUCCUGCUUUUCCUGUGUGGUCUGAGUUUAGCUGCUGCUCAACUCAGAGUGUUUAACCUGCGAGCCAGUGGCCUUCCCUCUGACUUGCUGGGAACCACUGAUGGUUACGUCACCGUUUUCUGUGCAUCAAAUUCUCUUGGUAAGACGUCCGUUCGCAACAAUAAUGCCAAUCCCUGGUGGGAGGAGGAGUUCUCCUACUUCAAGGCCCAGGAGGGUGACGUACUGAGGCUGGAGGUCCAUGACAGAGAUGUCCUCUUUGAUGACUUGAUUGGAGUUUGUCAACGUCAGAUCAAAGUAGGAACCAAUAGUCAUGACUGCUAUCUGAAGAAAGGUGGAACCCUCCAUUACACCUACACCCUGGGCUGAAAACCAGACACAUCGUUCUCUUAAGCUACAUAUAAAACCUGCAUCUCUCAAAUCAUCUUAGUUGUUGCAUCUGUUUCUGCAUCAGUUUAAAUGCUGUUGGUUAAAAUAAAACAUGUUGCAGCCAGAUA
Molecule: messenger RNA, 651 nt
Organism: Cynoglossus semilaevis (tongue sole)
Lineage: Eukaryota; Metazoa; Chordata; Actinopteri; Pleuronectiformes; Cynoglossidae
Product: protein C2-DOMAIN ABA-RELATED 9-like
Exons: 2
Coding region: 2-523 (173 amino acids)
Biological process (GO): defense response to virus; immunological synapse formation; T cell mediated cytotoxicity
Cellular component (GO): membrane
Molecular function (GO): wide pore channel activity
Source: RefSeq, a predicted model, not a curated record